AUGAACUCGAGUCUUGAAGUGACGACCAUCGAUGGCAACACCAAGGUCCGCGAGAUCAUUAAGGAUCAGUAUCUGGCUGCUGAUCUUGAUGAGACGAUUCAGCUUCAGAAGUUUGCCGAAAAGGUAAAUUGAGGGUUUUGAGGUCUUUUGAAGUUUUAUUGACUUCUUUGGGGUGUUUUUGUUAUAUUUUUUUGGGUUUUUAAAAAAUAUUGUUCAAUAUAUCAACUUACUUAUAUAUUUGAAAAUAGACGAGCUAUGGUAAUAUAACUUAAUUUGUUGUAGUAAUGUUUCAGUUUGAAAUACGAAACUUUUGUAUUAGUUUUUUGUGAUUUUACAGAUCUAAAACUAAGCUUCCAUUAAGCCUAACCUUCUUUAUUCAAAGUUUUUAAAAUUUUUGUUUAUAUACACCUUACAUUAGCCUCAAGUCUUAAGCUAUCACCUUUUUUACUGAAACAAAAGCUUAUUUGUCUCAAAAUAAUUAAAAAUAAAUAAAUUACUCAGCAUAAAUUCUAUCAUUAGGUACAUUUAGAUUUGUCUUGUUUACAAUUAGGUACAAUUAAAGGCCUCUUCAUACGAUUAAGUAACCUUAAGUUUGCCUUUAAUUGGAUUAGUAACACUGUAACACAAAUCAUUUAGUUCAAUUUUAACUUUCUCAUCGAAUACUUAAAGACAUUGCGUCUAGAAUUGGUUAACAGUACAUAACAUUAUUCAUUCAGAUGUUUUUGAGGCUUUAAAGAGGUGUUCAUAGGUGGUACAGUAUUGUUUACAUAUAGGUGUUUAGACAUCUUUAUGUUUUGUGACCAUGACGUUUGAAUAAAUUAUCAAAAAGUUCUUUGAAAACAAGAAACUUAUCAAUUCUAGGAACUUUUUGACCAGUUUUCAACCAAACUUUAAAAUUUUGUUUAACAACCUUAAUACUGCCUGUUUACCACUACAUAGAAAACGAUCAACGUAUUUUAAAUCUAGAAAGUAUUUUUUGUGAUAGAUACGAACAACAUACGUUAAUAUAUGUUGAUUACAAUGCAAAUCUUUCAGAACAAAUUCCAAGCCGAGAUCGUGUGGAGGAACGUCGUUCUGUUCUCGGCUUUGCACAUCGGAGCUCUGAUCGGGUUAUAUCAAUUCCUAUUUCUGGCCAAAUGGCAGACAAUGCUCUUCAGUAAGUUUUUAAAACUGUAUUUUAAAAUCAAUUUAAACUUUAAUUUGAAAUUAUAAAAUUAAAUUAAAAAGUUUUUAUUAUCACACAUAGUACACCAUUUUACAACUAAAAACAACCCUAAAUGUAACCACAGUAUCUUAACCUAACAUCAUUUACAGCCCUAUUCCUCUACGCAGUCGGCUCAAUGGGAAUCACAAUUGGAGCCCAUCGUUUGUGGUCCCAUAAGAGCUUCAAAGCUAAAAUGCCAUUCCAAUUUGUACUGAUGCUAGCUGACACUGUAGCCUUCCAGAAUGAUGUGAUCGAAUGGGCACGUGACCACAGAUGCCAUCACAAGUGGACGGACACAGAUGCCGACCCUCACAACACGAACCGUGGCUUCUUCUUCUCCCACAUGGGCUGGCUUCUGAUGCGGAAACACCCGAAGAUCACGGAGAUGGGCAAGAAGCUCGAUCUCUCCGAUCUCUACGCCAAUCCCAUCCUCAUGUUCCAAAAAAGGUAGGUGAAGGCUAAGUUUCUUAAUGACUGACUAUUAAAGGCUUUCAACUGAGAACAAAAAGUACUAUAUGAACUGUCCUAGCACAAUUACCUUGUACAACUUUAAAAUCGUUUUUUUAGGAAUUUCCUCCCACUGGCCUUCUUAAUCACCGUACUCAUCCCGACAGCCAUUCCAGUCUACUUUUGGGGUGAAAAAGCCUACUACGCCUUUUACUGUGCCGUGCUGUUCCGUUACUGUCUAACCCUGCACGUAACAUGGUUCAUCAACUCCGUAGCCCAUAUGUUUGGCUACAGACCCUACGAUCGUAAACUGACGGCAGUAGAAAGUGUUUGGACUUCGAUCACAGCUUUCGGUGAGGGUGGCCAUAACUACCAUCACACCUUCCCUCAAGACUACCGUGCUUCCGAGAUGUCGUAUCUCUUCAACUGGAGUCGGUAUGUGAUUGAUACUGUAGCUCAGUUCGGAUGGGUAUACGAUCUGAAGGUGGUGGAUGAGGCCUCGAUCGUGAGACAGUGUGAAAAACAAGGAGACAUUAAGAAACGAGUGUAA
Molecule: messenger RNA, 2201 nt
Organism: Bursaphelenchus okinawaensis
Lineage: Eukaryota; Metazoa; Nematoda; Chromadorea; Rhabditida; Aphelenchoididae
Source: the annotation of a GenBank genome assembly